Messenger RNA from Drosophila elegans, 1019 nucleotides. RefSeq lists its product as uncharacterized. The record is from RefSeq and is a predicted model, not a curated record. Lineage: Eukaryota; Metazoa; Arthropoda; Insecta; Diptera; Drosophilidae. The coding region runs from base 222 to 836 and encodes 204 amino acids. The transcript is spliced from 2 exons.
UACUAUGAUAAAAUGGUUUUCAAAACGAAAAUACCAAAUAAAUUGUAUAUGCAUUUAGGUCACCUAAGUACACUUUUUAUCAAUUCCAAACUAAAUCGAUCGAUAAUGCAAAUUCCUGGAAGCACCCGCAUUCUAAGAAAACCCAAAAUGAGGGUGGAUCUCGAUAUAUAAAGGCCCUAAUUUGUGAGGCAGCAGACAGGUCAGGUGUGAACGGCAUCAGCAUGAGAUUCCUUACCAUUCCGGCAAUUUCGCUCCUGGUGGCUUUGGUGGCCAUCAGCCAGGCGGAUGACAGUCCAGGAUUCUUCCUGAAGAUCACCAAGAACGUGCCGCGACUGGGAAAACGAGGCGAGAACUUUGUUAUGAAGAACUUGAAGACCAUUCCCCGAAUAGGACGAAGUGGGCAGACCUCUGUGACUCCACUGUUGGCCUGGCUCUGGGAUCUGGACACGUCUCCCAGCAAGCGACGACUGCCCUCCGGGGGGGAUGCGGUGGCAAAGGAGCAGGAACUCAAUGUGGUGCAGCCCGUCAACUCCAAUACGCUGCUGGAGUUGCUCGAUAACAAUGCCAUCCCCAGUGAGCAGGUGAAGUUCGUCCACUGGCGGGACUUUGAUCGUGCCCUCCAGGCGGACGCCGAUCUGUAUGCCAAGGUCAUCCAGCUGGGCCGUCGUCCGGAUCAGCACCUCAAGCAGUCCCUCAGCUUCGGCAGCUUUGUGCCCAUCUUCGGCGAUGAUCAAAACCCGGCCUUCAUGAUGUACAAGAACAACGAGGAUCAGGAGCUGUACGGUGGCGGUGGCAAUCGCUACGAUCGCAACUUCCUGAAGUACAACACCCUGUGAGGGGCGGAGCAGCAAGUCUUCGCCCAAAUUGACAACAAAAGCUAUUUAGUCGUGGAAUCCAACAGGUUUUUAUACUCCAAAAUCUAAGAAGUAUGAAACUGUAUUCAAAACUUUAUAAACAUAUUACUGCUUUGCUAGUAGCAAAUAUAUAUUCCGAAUCUUUAAUAGGUUCAUGCAAUCACA